AUGGGUUGUUGUCUAAGUAAUCAUAAUUAACAUGAUGCUAUUAUAUAAAAUAUUAUAGAAUAAACAGUUUUUGAAUAGCAAUAGAUACAAAUAGAAGAAGGACAAUAAUAAGAAAGAAUUAGAACAACUUUAAAUUCAGAUUAAGAAUUUAUAAAUAGUGAUGAUUCAAAGAAAUAAUAAAAUAUAACAAUAGAACAUCAUGUAAAGAGAUCAAGCCAUCAUAAAAGAGAUUUUGAGAAGAAAGAUGAAAGAGAUUAUAUGUUAAAAGUAGAGUAUAAUGUUAAAAUAAAAUAAUUUAUAGUAGAAUUGAAAAAAGUGGAUACAUCAUCAUUUUACAAAAUAUAAAUAUCAGCUUCUUAUUUAGAUUAUGAAAUUAUGGUAGAUUUAAAAGGAAUUUAAGUAAAUGAUAAUCAUUAACACUUAUAAAUAUAUCCAUUUACAUAUAAAGAAGCAGCCAGACAUGCAAGAUAUAAUUGCUUUUUUUCAAAUGAUAAAUAUUUUAACAUAGAAGAAAAUGAUUUCAAAAAACAACAUUUUUUUUAAUAAUUAUUAUUAGUAUAAAGAUAAGUACUAAAGAGUCAUUAAAAAUCAACAUCAUCUUAAGAAAAGAGAGUAGUUAAUAGAAGAUGGGCAAUGAUUGCAGAUUUAGCAACUAUCUUAAUUAAAUAACCAAAUUUAUAAAUAAGAUCUAAACCAGAAGUAAAUUAUGAUGUUGUAAAUGAAUUAAUGGAGGUUAUACAGGUUUUUGAUAUUGAAGCUAAUCCUAGAUUUUUAAAUGUCAUAUUUUAAUUAAUGCUUCAAACAUAUUUUCCUCAUUUAAGAGAGUAUUUAGUAUUUAUUGAAGAAAUUUAUUUUCUAUUUCAUGAUCUUCCAAAUUUAGAUUGUCCAUAAUAUUAUAAAAUUCUAUUAUUUUACUAAGGAAUGAACUAUUCUUUAAAAGAUUUGCAUACACAUCUAGAUUUUGAACAACUUUAAUUAUCUGAACUUUGUCUUUUAAAAUUGUCACAUUGUCUUUUAAACAUAUUAUAUGCUUGUUAUUCUAAAUAUUUAUAUAGAUUAAAUUUUACAUUAAGUAAUAUAUACUAUUUUAGAAGAUUGAAAUUAUUUAAAUUAUAAUCAUUUUAAAGAAUACGUUCACUUAUUCCAUUUUAAGCAAAUGUAGAAUCAUCAAUUAAUUGUAUUAGUGAAGCAAAAAUGUAAACGUUUAAAAAGUCUUAUUUGAAAGAUUAUUUAGCUAUUUGUGAUAUUAUUAUAUUGUUUAAGAAUCCAAGAGGAUAUAAUUAACUAAUUAUUAGUAAAUUAAGAAAGAAGAAACCUAAAUCAGAGAUAGAUGUUAAAUUUAAGGAUUAUUUACUCUAUGCAGAUUCUAUUUUUGAUGAAGUUUAAGAUAGAAUUAUACUGGAUUUCAUUAAAUUAGGAUUAAAUAGAACAUUUUAAGGAUCUGAUUUUAAUUUCCAAUAGUAAAAUUUAUAAUUAUAUUUUUAUUAGAGCUUUAGAAGAAUUGAAAAGCCAUAUUAUUUAAAUAGAAUGUCUUAUAUAAAGUAUUGAAUAAUUAUAAAGGUUGAGAAAAAAAGAAGAAUAUAUUAAUAAACAUUAAAAAAAUAAUAAUGAAUAUUUGGAUGUGAUUGAUUAAUCUUAAAAAAGUGAUGAAGAAGAUAAUGAUAACAUAUUAAAAAAUUUUGAUUUGGAAUUAGACAUCGAAAACUUAACUAUUAAAUAACUUGAAAAUAAAGAAAAUAAUGAUAACAAAGUUAGAGAACAAUUAAAAAAUGAAAUGAAUUAUUCAUCUUUAUUAAUGAAUAAAAAUUUCUUGAAAAAUUGUUAAAACUUUAUAAAAUAAGAAGAAAAAUAUUCAAUAGAUAAAGUUUAAGCUCUUAUAUAUCUAGCUUAGGCUAGGGCAUAAGAAGUUUUGGAUGAAAAAGCUCGGAAAUAAUAAUAUUAAAAUGACUUAGAGUUACCAAUUUAAUUAGUGUAAAAGAAUGAAGAUAAAUCAACAUUAACUUCUAAUUUUUUAGUUUUAAUUUAAUUGGUAUAAUAUAGUUCUAGAAAACCAUAAAUAGUAUUACUUAGACUAUUAUAAAUAAGUUAAAUAUAAUAAUAAAAGAAAUUUCUGAUGCGUCGAAAGAUUAAAAAAGCCAUACAUUAACAUAAUGGAUUAAUUGAGAUGAGAAAACAUGUAAUAAUUCAAUUAGCAAAUGUAGAACAUUGUUUAGCUAAUUCAAGAUUAAAUGAGGCUAAUUCUAUGAUUUUCUCUAUUAUUGAUAUUCAAAUGAAAAGAAAUCUACUUUCUACAUUACUUUUUGGAUAUUCAUUAUAUAUUUAUGGAAUUAUAUGCCAAGAAACAAUUUAAAUUUAAUCAGCAAUGAUAACAUUUUAAAUGAGUAAAACUAUUUAUGAUAAUUAUUUUCCUAUGGAAAAAUGGAAAGAUAUUAAAGAAAAUCUGGAAGAAGAAGCAGUAGUUAAAAAAAAUACUAAAGAUAUUAAACGAAAAGAGGAAACUGAAAUACCAAAGAAAAUUCUGAUAAAUUUUCAUAAUAUGGCUACUUAUAAUCUAUCAAAAUUAGCUUAUAAUUUAGGUGUUGUAUUUUGUUAAUUAAACGAUCCAGAAAAUGCAUUAAGAGCACUUUAAAAAGCAAUUGAAUAUAGAAAGUUGUUGCAUGAUGAAUUUUCUGAUGAAGUAAUUGAAAUAGUUUUAAUGAUUUUUAAAAUAUAUAUUGAAAAUGAAGAAUCUUGUUAGGUUUUAAAAUUAGGUUGGUUUUAUGCAAGAAAAAUUAAUCAGCUUUAUAGAGAUAAUAAAUUAUAAUGUCUACAUAAUAAAAACUUUGCUUAAUUAGAAUUUUUAUUGGCUGGAAUAUUUUAAAGUUGUAAUGCCUAUUUUAGUGCUUUAAGAUUUUAUUCAAGAGCUAGUAAAGCAUACACAAUUUCUAAGACUUAAACAUUUAAUAGAAUGUAUUUUGUUUAAUAGUAAAGAAAAUUGAUUAUGACAUAAAUAAAAGAUUAUCAUUUACAUAAUGAUAGAUUGUAAUCUUAAGAAUUUUAUUAUUAAACUAGAGUAAGAAGUAUCUAUGAUAAAAUGAAACCAUUUUUUUAAUAAGUUUACUUUGUGGCUUCAAUUAUAUUUAUGGAUAAUUCAUUAAAUUAAAAUACUGGAACUAAAUUAUUACAUUCAAAUGGUUUUAUGAAGAAUAAUGAUCAUUAAUUAGCAUGGUAAAGAUAUUAAGAGAUUCAUAAAUAAUAUUAAUAAAUAUAAAAAGAUGAAUGUUAUGGUCAUAAUAUAGAAAAAAUCGGUGAAAUAUUUUUAGAGUAAGGUCAAUUUGAUAAGGCUAAAAUACAGUUUGAGUUUGCUAUUGGUAUUUAUGAAAAAUAUUUGUUUUUCCCUUAUAAAGAAUAUUGUUAAAUUCGUUGCCAUUUAUAUAUAAUUUGUAUUUUAGCAAUUUAAAAGUAAUCAGAAGAUUUAAUUAAAUAAUUUAAUUUAGUAGAAACAUUUAUAUUGGAUUGUUAAUAAUUUAUGAAAUGGAGUAUUAUUUCUGAAUAAAGAAAAUAUAAUAAAUUUUAAUUGUUAUCUAAAAAAGCAGGAGUAAAGAUCCUUUAUCAAUUAGUAGAACUUAUGGAUUUAAUAGAUAAAUUUAGAAAUAUUAGAAAAAGAUGGUUUAAAAAAAUUUAAGAUUUGGAUUAUAUUCAUUAGAGAGGAUUAAAGAUGAAGAAAAGAAUGAAAUUACAUCGAUCAGAAAAUAAAUUAUUGGCUGAAUUUAGAAAAUCAUGUUUACUUGGUAAUCAUGUAUCAAUACGUAUACGAAAAUACGAGGAUUAGACAAAAGUAUCAUAACAAGAUUUAUAAAUUUAAUAAGAGAAGAGAUUACAAGAAAUUUUAAAGGUAUAAUAAAACAUAAAAAAUGAAGAUUAAAGAGUGGUUGAUUAAUCUAUUCUUCAAUAACAAUAAUAAUAAGAAAUAUAAUAGCUAGAAUCGAAAUAAACUAUUAAAGCAAAGAAGUCAAAAUUCUUUAUUUUGGAUAUUGAUGAGAAUACAAUAUCUAAAAAGAACAAGAAGAAGUCAAGAGCAAAUGAAGAAGUUUAAAAAAUAGAGACAUCUCAAUAAACCUCUAUUAAAAAUUUAGAUUUGAUAUCAAGUACUUUAGAAUCUUAAAAAACUCAACCUCCUCCAAAUGAUAAAGUAUAAUAAUUUUAGAAAUCAAAAAGUUAAUAAAAAGCAACAAUAGUUCAGAAAUAAUAAGAUAAAAGUAGCAUAAGUUAAAGAAGUACUUCAUAAUAAAAUCAGAGAUUAAAUCCAUUUUAGAAAGUGAGUAAAAAAUAGAUUUGA
Messenger RNA from Paramecium sonneborni, 4318 nucleotides. NCBI's taxonomy places the organism in Eukaryota, Ciliophora, Oligohymenophorea, Peniculida, Parameciidae. The record is from the annotation of a GenBank genome assembly.